AUGUCUGACCAAGAAGUCGAAUGGUUUGUCCAGAUUUGGGACAAGCCUGGGACUCUGCAGGCGCGCUUCCAGCAUGGCGCGCAACACAUGGCUUACCACCAACCGAACCGUGAGACCGGCCGCCUGGUCUUUUCAGGCCCAACCCUUAAAAGUCAUCCUACUACCCCAGGGUCGCCCAUGGAAGUCACUGGCAGCGUGCUGGUCUUCAGGUUGGCAGGUGGAGAGCAGGAAGUACGCAACAUCUUGCAAGGCGACCCUCUUGGAAAGGCUGGAGUCUGGGACCUGGAUGGGGCGACGGUGACUCCAUUCAAAUUAUUUAGGCAGCCGAAGUAG
Pochonia chlamydosporia 170 is the source of this 333-nucleotide messenger RNA. Its product is annotated as YCII-related domain-containing protein. Lineage: Eukaryota; Fungi; Ascomycota; Sordariomycetes; Hypocreales; Clavicipitaceae. The transcript has a single exon. Bases 1 to 333 code for a protein of 110 amino acids. The record is from RefSeq and is a predicted model, not a curated record.